This is a messenger RNA of Octodon degus (degu), 822 nucleotides long. It is a transcript of the gene Sowaha, whose product is annotated as sosondowah ankyrin repeat domain family member A. NCBI's taxonomy places the organism in Eukaryota, Metazoa, Chordata, Mammalia, Rodentia, Octodontidae. The coding region runs from base 72 to 692 and encodes 206 amino acids. The transcript has a single exon. Gene Ontology annotation, molecular function: protein binding. The record is from RefSeq and is a predicted model, not a curated record.
GCGGCCGGUGGUCCCACCAGCUGCACGGGCUGCUGCUGCGCGACCGCGGCCUGGCGGCCAAGCGCGACUUCAUGUCUGGCUUCACGGCCCUGCACUGGGCCGCCAAGAGCGGCGACCGCGAGAUGGCCCUGCAGCUGGUGGAGGUGGCGCGGCGCGGGGGCGCGCCAGUGGACGUGAACGCGCGCUCGCACGGUGGCUACACGCCGCUGCACCUGGCUGCGCUGCACGGCCACGAGGACGCCGCGGUGCUGCUGGUGGUGCGCCUGGGCGCCCAGGUGCACGUCCGCGACCACAGCGGGCGGCGCGCCUACCAGUACCUGCGGCCGGGUUCCUCUUACGCGCUGCGCCGCCUGCUUGGCGACCCAGGCCUGCGAGGUGUCUCUGAGCCAGAUGCGACCGGCGAUGGGCCCGGUAGCCUUGCGGCCCGCCACCCGGUCCAGGUGGCCGCCACCAUCCUCAGCUCCACCACCAGCGCGUUCCUGGGAGUCCUGGCUGACGACCUGCUGCUCCAGGACCUGGCCCGCGGCUUGAAGAAGUCCAGCUCCUUCAGCAAGCUCUUGGGGGCCUCACCCAUGGCCCCGCGGAAAAAGGCGAAGAUCCGAGGUGGCCUGCCAGCCUUCGCGGAGAGCGCUCGUCGACCUCCUCCUGGGCCCUUGGCUGGCCUAAUGCCCAGUGUGCCGCCUGCAACCUGAAGGGCCUUGGGGUCAUGGCCUCUGUGACCCAACAGGCCUGCCUUAGGUGGGCUCAGCCAGCGCUGCGCCCCCGUCCCAGCACCUGCCACUCUGGUGUCCUCCUUUCUCCCCCGCAGUCUGUUUGACCUCC